Molecule: messenger RNA, 1159 nt
Organism: Dendronephthya gigantea
Lineage: Eukaryota; Metazoa; Cnidaria; Anthozoa; Malacalcyonacea; Nephtheidae
Product: UPF0602 protein C4orf47 homolog
Exons: 7
Coding region: 109-1035 (308 amino acids)
Cellular component (GO): centrosome
Source: RefSeq, a predicted model, not a curated record
GACAACGACGUAAUAUCAACAACUUUCCAGCUAAUGAGUUAAAUGCCAGUCGUUUCGACUUGAAUUUCAGCCCUUUUAAGCAGUUUUUUGCCGAUCUACUCAACAAAAAUGGUCGUUGAUGGGAAAAAUGAUCUCAACCGAGUCGGAUGGUUUAGCGAGAUGGGUUAUAUCUCGAUCGGGGACUCGUAUAAAGUCAAAAACAAUGCAUUCAAUGCAGCAGCGCACAAAGGAAAGCAAAUGCUUCCAGGAGGAAGCAAGACAAGAUCAGCCAGACAAGAUGGUUACUUUGACAAACAGUUCAUGAGAAUCAUGGAAGCAGAGUCAUACAGCGAUCCUGUGAAGAGACGAAGACAGGAAAGACUGAAGCAAUCAAGCUUAAACCUUGGUCAUGCUUUCGUCCCAAGCAGUGGAGAAAAAUUAGCGUCUGGUGCUGGUAGCCAUUAUGGGACAUUUUCCGGGCCAGUUGAGGCGUUCAGUCCGGAAAACAAAGGCAAGAAAGGAUAUAAAUCACCUGGAAGAAAUUUCACCACUAAUCCACCCAAAAAAGGAACAGGGUAUGGUUACCUUGGCGUAACCAUCGGACAGACACCAAAGUACAUGACUGACCCUUACGAGAGAGCAAAAGAAAUUAGAAAGGGCGACCACGAGAAGAGCAUCAAGGUUCGAAAAGGAGGCGCAUUCCGAUUAAAUCUUCAUCCUAGAACCUACUUCGACGGCAAUCCAUACAAAUCUGAUAAACCUCUGCCACCGUUGAAAGAAGGCAAAACAAGACCGCCCAUAGCAAAACCUUUCAAGCAAAGUUCACCAGGAAAAGAGAUUGGCGGUUGCAAAGCAGGUUGCUUCGAGUCGUAUCCUUCGCACUCUGACGAUCCUUAUCAACCAAAGAAAGCCGCGUCUGACGCCUCGCAAGCGAAGAAGAUUUUCAGACCUACACAAGGUCCCAAAUCAACUCCAUUCUCCUCUGUUAUCGCACAAAAUGUUGACAGGAGGAUAAACGUUACGAAUUUCCGCCAAGCUGGUCUGGUUAAGACGUAAUCAAUAAACCGUUUUGAUAAACGCGACCAUAUAUAUGAUAGACUACCCUGUUAAUGGUAAAUAUAUAAAACCAAUCAAUUCUGAGUGAAUUUUUGUGAAUCGUUAUUUUAUAAUAAAGGGUUUG